AUGGCCACAGGUGAAGAUGGUGAUGCACAACGAUUCAUGCGAGUAUCUGAUAUUAAUAAAGAACCACUAGAGAUGCAGAUGCCAAUUUGUGGUCACGAGAAAAUGCCAUUAGUGUCAUUGGAAGAAGCAGUUGCACCAUUGGUUUCAAUAUUACCUGAAGUUCAACAUUAUGCCAGUGUCGCUAAACAACAAUGUAAAACAGUGCCUGCUGAUGGCCUGACAAGAGAUGAAUCUGCUUCGAUCAUACUUUACACAAUGGACUGGAAGCCACAUGAAGAAUGCGUAUAUGUCGUUUUAAACGCCACUCUUCGUGAUAGGGAUCGGCAAAAACUAAUACCAUGGUUUUUGUAUUUGAAUCUGAUUCAUACGGCACUGGCGCAAUUACCAUCCAGGCAUAAUUUUGUGUACCGUGGAGUGAAGGGGAAUCUAAGUGAGAAAUAUCGUCGAGGAAGAGAAAUUGUUUGGUGGGGAUUUUCGUCGUGUACUUCAAACCUUGGAGUAUUCGAAAAUGCACCAUAUUUCGACAAAACUAGUGAGAGGACAUUGUUUACCAUCGAUUGUGAUAGUGGGAAAGAUAUUAGUCAACACACGUAUUUCCCAUCGGAAGAAGAAAUUCUUCUUUUGCCUGCUCGACAAUUCGUCGUAAUUGCUUGUCUAAAAUCAGCAUCUGAUCUCACCAUGAUUCAACUCAAAGAAAUUUCAUCUCCAAUUCCUCUUUUACAACCGGUUACAGUCGCGUCCAAAUCAAGUAAACCAUCGUCGGGUAAGAGAAAAAUUAUUUCAUUAUUUGAGGUCAU
Molecule: messenger RNA, 797 nt
Organism: Rotaria sp. Silwood1
Lineage: Eukaryota; Metazoa; Rotifera; Eurotatoria; Philodinida; Philodinidae
Source: the annotation of a GenBank genome assembly